UUUUUUUUCUCGCACACAUACUUCUCUUUCUCUUAUUUUAUUUAUUCGGUUCUUUUUUUUUUCUAUUACAUUGUCUGCAUUUGUGUAUUAAAUCGUUUUUGAAAUAUGUAUAGUCUCCUUACGUCAAAUGCAUUCAAAAGUAGUUCAAGAACAGCGUUAUAUCGGGCUAGUCAAGGAUUGCCAUCUGUAUUAGCAAAACGAAAUAAAAGUGAAAAGGUGCAAGGACAAGUGAUUGGUAUUGAUCUUGGUACAACUAAUAGUUGCGUAUCUGUAAUGGAAGGCAAAACACCUCGUGUGAUAGAAAAUUCUGAAGGUGGACGCACGACUCCUUCUGUGGUUGCUUUUACAAAAGAAGGAGAAAGACUGGUUGGUUUACCUGCCAAACGUCAAGCUGUGGUAAAUCCUGAAAAUACACUCUUUGCUACAAAACGAUUGAUUGGACGAAAAUACACUGAUCAAGAAGUGCAACGUGAUAUCAAAGAAGUUCCUUACAAGAUUAUUGCUCACACAAAUGGUGAUGCUUGGGUAGAAGCUCAUGGGAAAAAAUAUAGUCCUGCUCAAAUUGGUGCCUUUGUAGUUGGCAAAAUGAAAGAAACAGCUGAAAGUUAUCUUGGAAAGAAGGUUCAAAAUGCUGUUAUCACUGUUCCUGCUUACUUUAAUGAUUCUCAACGUCAAGCAACCAAAGAUGCCGGAACCAUUGCUGGGUUGAAUGUCUUACGUGUCAUCAAUGAACCUACUGCGGCUGCACUAGCAUAUGGUAUUGAUCGUGGUGAAUCCAGUGACAAACAAGUGGCUGUUUUUGAUUUGGGUGGUGGUACUUUUGAUAUCUCUAUUUUGGAAAUUCAAUCUGGUGUCUUUGAAGUCAAAAGUACAAAUGGUGAUACACAUUUAGGUGGUGAAGAUUUUGAUAUCUUACUUGUUCGAUGGAUUAUUAAUGAAUUCAAGAAAGAGUCUGGUAUUGAUGUUGGAAAUGAUCGUAUGGCCGUACAACGUAUCCGAGAAGCUGCUGAAAAAGCCAAGAUUGAAGUAUCGUCUACCGUUCAGACGGAAAUUAAUUUACCCUUCAUCACUGCUGAUGCAACUGGACCUAAACAUAUUAACCUCAAAUUGACUAGAUCCAAGUUUGAAGAAAUGGUACAACCGCUCCUCGAUCGAACAGUUGGACCUUGUGAAAAAGCUCUCCGUGAUGCAAAUGUCAAACCAGCAGAUAUUGGUGAAGUGAUUUUAGUUGGUGGUAUGUCUCGUGUGCCCAAGGUACAAGAAUCUGUUAAAUCCAUCUUUAAGCGUAAUCCUGCCAAGAGUGUAAAUCCUGAUGAAGCAGUGGCCAUUGGUGCAGCUAUUCAAGGUGGUGUACUUGCUGGUAGUGUGACCGAUCUUCUUUUAUUGGAUGUGACACCAUUGUCAUUAGGUAUUGAGACUUUAGGAGGUGUGUUUACCCGUCUGAUUAAUCGCAAUACGACUAUUCCUACCAAGAAAUCACAAACAUUCUCAACAGCAGCCGAUGGACAAAAUGCAGUGGAUAUCAAGGUAUAUCAAGGUGAACGUGAAUUGGUCCGUGAUAAUAAGCUUUUGGGUAACUUCCAAUUAACUGGUAUCCCUCCUGCUCCUCGUGGUGUACCCCAGAUUGCAGUUGAAUUCGAUAUUGAUGCUGAUGGUAUUGUCAAUGUCAGUGCGAAGGACCAAGCUACAGGUAAAGAUCAAUCCAUGACGAUUGCAGCAUCUUCUGGUCUUAGUGAAUCUGAAAUCGAAAAUAUGGUACGACAAGCAGAAGAAAAUGCUGAAACUGAUCGAAGAUACCGUGAAUCUAUUGAAAUGGCAAACCGAGCUGAUUCUGUGGCGACUGAUACUGAAAAGGCAUUGAAUGACUUUAAAGAUCAAUUGGAUUCUGCUGAAGCUGAAAAAUUACGUGGUCAAAUCAACUCUUUGCGUGAAGAUGUUACUAAAGCUCAAGGUGGUGAUUCCUCUGUAGCACCUGAUGAUCUCAAAGCCAAGAUUGAUGAAUUACAACAAUCAAGUCUAAAAUUAUUUGAAAUGAUUUAUAAACAGCGUGCAUCUCAAAAUGAAGGUGGUAGCAGCACUGACUCUGGAACUGGUUCCUCUGGCAAUAAUACAACCGAAGGGGAAUAUCGUGAUGUAAAAGAUGACAAGGAUGACAAAAAAUAGGAUAUGCCAUAUAAUUAUUUAGUUAGUUAGUUAAGGAUGAUCAACUUACACCUGUUUUGUUUUUGUUUUUUUUUUUUUUUUUUAAAUAAAAC
Halteromyces radiatus is the source of this 2255-nucleotide messenger RNA. RefSeq names its product hsp7-like protein. NCBI's taxonomy places the organism in Eukaryota, Fungi, Mucoromycota, Mucoromycetes, Mucorales, Cunninghamellaceae. The record is from RefSeq and is a predicted model, not a curated record. The transcript has 7 exons. Gene Ontology annotation, biological process: cellular response to unfolded protein; protein refolding. Gene Ontology annotation, molecular function: misfolded protein binding; heat shock protein binding; ATP binding. Gene Ontology annotation, cellular component: cytoplasm; mitochondrion. The coding region runs from base 106 to 2163 and encodes 685 amino acids.